GAGUAGCGUGGAUCCGUCUUCUCGAAUCGUCAAAGUCACUCUCCCUUUCUACGAGGCCAUCGUGCGACAGGUCCCGGAUGCGAAACACGAUAUAGCAUACACGAGAUUCCUUUGACACUUCGACACAGGGAGAGAACGAAAAGAGAUAGAUGUCGUGCGUGAAUCUAAUCACAUGGCGACAAUCGAAAAGCAGAAUGUGACGAAAAUUCGUCCGAGAAGAUAGCACACUUUGUUACUUACACCAUAUAUUACUCCUAUAAUGAAUCGAGAAAAGAAGAGAAAAGAAGUGUCAGAUGAAUUAAAUGAAGCAGUUACUAAAAAAAAGUUCAAAAAUGGUCUUUAUAAGCAGCCGACAGUUGAAGAACUCAAUCAGCUUAGGGAAACCGAGAAUUUAUUCCAUUCAAAUUUGUUCCGGCUUCAAAUUGAAGAGAUUCUCAAUGAAGUAAAGCUUAAAACUAAAUACAAAGCAUUAUUUGAAAUUUGGUUCAAGAAGUUGAAAGCAGCAAUUGAAUCUAUUGAGGAGACUGAAGAAAUUCCACUUGUAAAUAAUGAUUUGGGUGAUAAAUUGGACGUUUAUAUUCCUGCACCACAUGUACCACAAGAAACUAGAGGUGUUUUCAAGUUUUUAAAACCAUCUAACAUUAGUGUGAUUGGAUCUUACAAUUCGGGAUGUAUUCUUGGGCCUACCGUUACUGUGGAUAUAAUGGUAGAAAUGCCGGCUAGUUUAUUUCGCAAACAAGAUUAUCAGAAUUACAUAUAUUUUAGAAAAAGAGCAACAUAUUUGGCGUUUGUAACGUCAGUUAUAGGGAGCGAUCUCGCAGAGAGCAAAAAAUUUAUCGGCGAUGAUUUAAGACCUUCCUUGAAACUUCGGCCUAGUGGAAAAUUGAACAAGAAGAUAGAUGUAGUAAUACACAUAUCUAUGCAGAAAACUAGUUUUAAACUAAACAGAUUUUUGCCAGAGAAAAAUAGUGUCAGACCAGCAUGGUAUUUUGAUAAGAAAUCUUUGGAUGCCACAGCAUCUUUAUCGCCUACCCCUCACUAUAAUUCUUUAGUACUGUGUGAUUUAGUAAUGCCAAGUAUAAAUUCUGAGAUGGUGCAAGCAAUAAGAGAGUAUCCCAAUUUGAGGGACGGUAUAAUCUUGCUGAAAAUAUGGUUGCAUCAACGCGAAUUGAGUAAAGGAUAUGACGGCUUCACCGGUCAUAUCGUCACAAUGUUUGUGAUUUAUCUUUUACGAAUGAAAAAACUUAAUACAUUUAUGAGUAGUUAUCAAGUUGUGCGGAAUGUCUGGAUUUGCUUAGCACAGGGAAAUUGGUGCAAGGAUGGAAUCACCAUGUGCGAGGACAAAGAUAAUCAGAAACAAGUCUCUCAUUAUCACAAUUAUUAUGAUUGUGUAUUUCUUGAUAGUACCGGUUAUCACAAUUUUGCUGCGAAUCUGUCAAAGGAUACUUUUGCAUGGGCGCAGAGAGAAGCAGAACUUUGUUUGAAUCAUUUGGAUAGUAUACAUAUGGACAGUUUUCAAGCACUUUUUAUGCGAAGUGUACCAUUUCAUAGAGCAUUUGAUCAAAUCUUAUGUUUUCAGAACAAGACAGUUUCAGAAAAAAUCCUUGAAAAAUCUAGCAUUGAUGACAAAGUCAAUUAUGGGCCUGAUAAACGUAAUCAGGUGAUCAAGCUACUUGUUGAAGUUUUAAAGAAAGGUCUAGAACACAGAAUUAAUCGAUUGUGCAUAUUACCCAAUGUACCUAAGGAAUGGGAAUGCACCCAAGAUAUCCCAGAUGAUACUGGAAAGCUCAUUAUUGGAUUAGAAUUGAAUCCUGAAAUAUGUUUUGGCAUUGUGGACAAAGGACCUGAAGCAAAUUUACCAGAAGCAGUCGACUUUAGAAAUUUUUGGGGCGUCAAGUCUGAAUUACGUAGAUUUAAAGAUGGUUCCAUUCGUGAGGCUGUGGUUUGGUCAAAAGGCAAAUCUUUCGCGCAAAAGAGAAUAAUAUGCAAAAAAAUAAUAGCAUUUUUACUAAAAACAAAGUUUAAUAUUUUGGAAGAUCAAUAUUUGUAUGUUGCGGAUCAAGUGGAAAAUUUGCUGAAGUUGCACAAGUACAAAAUAACACACUUUAUAUAUGGCACUGGUGAAGAAGCUACGCUGAAAGCUUUACAAGCUUUUAACGUCUUGGAGAAGAAUUUGAUGUCACUGAAUGAUAUGCCUCUGACAAUUAAUGGUGUUCAAGGCUCGAGUCCGAUUUUUCGAUACACAGAAGUCUUUCCGCCGCUUGCUACCGUUCAUCGGAGCAUCAAUGAUAUCACUGAGGAGGGCAAAAAUUGUUUGAUCCUUUCGAAAAAAAUCACAAAAUGCCCCGCAUAUGUUCACGCGCUCGAUGCGACGUUACAAUUAUCGAUCAGUGGAAAGUGGCCCGAGGAAUUGGAAGCUAUUAGAAAAACGAAAGCGGCAUUUCACAUACAAAUCGCGGAAUGCCUUAGACAGCAGCAUCAACUGAAAGCACAAGCCAAUCCCUCUUAUGUUGAUGUAUAUCAGGACGGAUUUGUUUUCCGGUUAAGAGUAGCGCAUCAAAAGGAAAUUGCUUUAGUGAAGCAAGUCAAGGAAGAUGGAGUGAUUAAAUACAAAGACAAUGAAGAAUCUAUUGAGUUGGAAAAUAAAUUAUUCCAUUUACCAAAAUUGAGCAGUGCUUUGCAUGGAUUGCAUUCUCAACAACCGUCGUUUGGUCCCGCUUGCUGUUUAACAAAACGGUGGCUGUCGGCACAACUGUUGGAUGAUACUCACAUACCGGAAGUUGUAGUUGAAUUGCUUAUGGCGUCGAUAUAUCUGACGCCAGAACCAUAUAAACCUGCUCAGAUGCCGCAAGUGGCAUUUUUAAGAUUUUUGGAAGUUAUUGCAAGAUCUCAUUGGAAUACCGAUCCUGUCAUCGUUAAUUUCAAUGGCGAAAUGACCAAAGAAGAAAUCUCCGCCAUAGAAACAUUAUUUAAUACAACUCGCGCUUCGCUACCACCUUUAUUUGUAUCUACCCCUUAUGAUCAGCAGAAAUCCUUGUGGACAAGGAAAGCACCAUCUCAGUUGAUCUUAAAUCGAAUGAGUAUACUUGCGAAGGAAUCAUUGAAACUUUUUGAUGAUCUAUUGUUAAAUAAUACGGUUCUGGAUGUAAAACCUAUAUUUCGUCCUUCGCUAAAAGAAUACGACUGUUUGUUAUAUCUGAAAACAAAUAUGAACCCUAGAAGACUGCAAGCGGUCGAUGUAUCCAAUAACGCGGAAAUCGUCGAUCUACAUCCGUACAAAGCGCAUUCACUUCAAAAAAUUCCAGUCACGGACUUUGAUCCUGUACAAUGUUUCCUGAAAGAUCUAAGAGACGGUUACGGUGACUAUGCCUUAUUUUUCCACGAUACUUAUGGUGGUACGGUGAUCGGAGUUCUGUUGAAACCUGCUGCUCUCGAAUACAAAGAUUUUAAAGUGGCAGAUGUCGAUUGCAGGAAACUAAACGGCGAUGGUAAACUCGUUUUAAAUGUAUCGGCAAUGAUUGAAGAUUUUUAUGUUUUGGGAAAAGGUAUUAUACGCGCAAUCAAUGUUCCGAGUAAAGGAUUGUCCUUGACGACGUCACAAGCGACCUUCAAUCCAAGGCCGGUGUUAAAUGACUGCACGACUGGAAAUACGUGUUGAUAGAAUAUCCGUUCUUAUUAAUCUUGUUGUAUAUUUCUAAAAAAUAUGUCAUUUUUUUAAUUUCAAAUAACGAAUUAAGAUAAU
Messenger RNA from Formica exsecta, 3742 nucleotides. RefSeq names its product nucleolar protein 6 (gene Mat89Ba). Bases 260 to 3658 code for a protein of 1132 amino acids. Gene Ontology annotation, cellular component: small-subunit processome; CURI complex; UTP-C complex. The transcript is spliced from 13 exons. Gene Ontology annotation, biological process: tRNA export from nucleus; rRNA processing. The record is from RefSeq and is a predicted model, not a curated record. NCBI's taxonomy places the organism in Eukaryota, Metazoa, Arthropoda, Insecta, Hymenoptera, Formicidae.